Molecule: messenger RNA, 1404 nt
Organism: Tripterygium wilfordii
Lineage: Eukaryota; Viridiplantae; Streptophyta; Magnoliopsida; Celastrales; Celastraceae
Product: ATP-dependent DNA helicase pif1-like
Exons: 6
Coding region: 1-1404 (467 amino acids)
Biological process (GO): DNA repair; telomere maintenance
Molecular function (GO): DNA helicase activity
Source: RefSeq, a predicted model, not a curated record
AUGGAUUCUGUUAAUAAUAAAACAGGAAAGACAUUCUUUUUGAGCGGAUACGGAGGCACAGGCAAAACUUACUUGUGGAAGACAAUAGUUUCAAAGAUUAGAUCCGAAGGAAAAUUUGUUAUUGUUGUUGCUUCGUCUAGUAUUGCUGCAUUGUUGCUCCCCGGAGGAAGAACGACACACUCCCGAUUCCGCAUUCCAAUUGAGCCUACAGAGGAAUCGACGCAUGAUAUCAAACAAGGUACACAAUUAGCAAGACUAAUUUGCAAAACAAGUUUAAUUAUUUGGGAUGAAGCGCCAAUGGCCAGCAAAUAUUGUUUUGAAAGCCUAGACAAAACAUUAAGAGAUAUACUACGUAACACCUUUGACAACAGUGCCAACAAGCCAUUUGGAGGUUUGACAACAGUUCUGGGAGGAGAUUUUAGACAGAUACUUCCAGUCAUAAUACAAAUUGGAGAUGGUAUAGUUAACCGUGAUGAUGACAAUGAAUGGAUAGAAAUACCCAAUGAUAUCCUGCUUAAACCAGGGACCAAUGCUUUACAAACUAUUGUUGAUAGUUUAUAUUUUGAAUUAGAAAAAAACUACAAUGAUCCUAUUUACUUAGAGGAACGAGCUAUACUUGCCCCAACAAAUGAGGUUGUAGAUACUAUUAACCAGUUCAUUGUGCAAAAGAUUCAGUCAGAAGAGGCAAUUUACAGGAGUUCAGAUAGUAUUUGUAGCCAAACAUCAUAUAUGAACAACUUAGAUAUUUUAUAUCCAACUAGAUUCUUCAACAGUUUGAAGAUAUCUGGAAGUCCCAAGCAUCAAAUAACUUUGAAGGUUGGCCUGCCAAUAAUGUUGCUUCGUAACAUAAAUCAGAGCAAGGGUCUGUGCAACGGGACAAGACUUAUCAUCACUCAACUUGGCAAGUGGUUUGUUCAGGCAGAAAUAAUUACUAGAACAAAUAUAGGUGAAAGAGUCUUUAUUCCAAGAAUUGUUUUAUCAUCCUCAGACACAAAGAUGCCUUUCACAAUUAAAAGGAGACAAUUCCCAAUUGAUGUAUGUUUUGCGAUAACUAUCAACAAAAGUCAAGGCCAGACUCUAAAGAGUGUGGGAAUCUUUCUUUCAAGACAAGUGUUCACGCAUGGGCAAUUAUAUGUGGCUGUUUCAAGGGUUACAAACAGAAAAGGACUUAAGAUAUUGCAAGACGAUAAGGAUUCCCCAUCUCAAAACUUAUUGAAAAUGUUGUGUUUAAAGAGAUUUUCAAUUAAAAGGGACCCAAGGUAUUGCUGCAGGCUUCUGCUUAAUAGUCAUAAUCCUAAUUUUGAAGGUUCCAUUAGAGUUGCAUAUAUAGUUGUCAUCCUUAAUGCUAACUCUGAAACUCCUUACAUCAAUUUAUAUGUCAGAUAUGCUUGGAAACUUCUUUAA